This is a messenger RNA of Lingula anatina, 2125 nucleotides long. RefSeq names its product protein FAM8A1. The record is from RefSeq and is a predicted model, not a curated record. Lineage: Eukaryota; Metazoa; Brachiopoda; Lingulata; Lingulida; Lingulidae.
CUUCAUUUCGAAGCUGUGCGGAAACAAUAUGGCAGACGAAAACAUAAGGAAUCGCCGAACAGGCGAAAAUAUGUCUCCAAACGCCCCAGAGACAGGAUUUCCCAGUGGAAUGCCAGGAUUUACGGGUGCAUCUUAUCCUGUAUACUCUAUAACGCCAUGUAAGACGGCCACAGAAUACGUAACGGCGGUGAGAGAGUGGUUAAAUUACCAGUAUUCACUCAGUUCUGCGGCGAUGAUGGCACAGCAGGUCCAAAUGUUAUCAAGCGUGAACGCCGUAAUGGCAGCUUACCAGGCGCAGCAGCAACAACAACAACAAACAAUGAAUGGAGUCGGUGGCAAUUUAUCACAACAGCCGCCUCCACCGUUUGCUGCUGCUGCCCCUCAACCGCAGGCUAGAGAACAGCCAGCGCAACAGAAUUUCCAAGGACAGGCUGGUGAAGUCUACACAAUACCACAGUUGUGGAAGAGGGUCACAGCUGAAUUUUUGGACUUUGUUCUUCUUUUUAUGAUGAAAAUAACAUUGACACUCAUGGUUGCUGAGCAGUUUAAAUUGAGCAACUAUCCAAAGUAUGACUUAGAAAGCCUGCUUAGCCGCACAGAAAUUGAUUAUGAAACAGCACUACAGAUUACAUCUGAGAUUGUUGUCAUGGAAAUAAUAAACAGGAUAGCUAUCACCUUAUUUGAGACAAUGUGUCUGCGUGGUGGCAGAAGAAACAGAGGGGCAGCGUCUCCAGGGAAGAGAAUGAUGAGACUAAAGGUGGUAUCCUGUGACGACGUGGUGGAUCUACCUGAUGGUAAAGUGAGGGUCACCCCAGCCAGAAAUAUUGGGCUUUUAAAUGCAUUUAUUCGAGCCUCCAUGAAGAACUUCUCACUGGCAUUCUUCUUCCCUCUCUGUCUAACAGCUUUAUUCUUUCAACACGGCAGGGCAGUCUAUGAUGUCGUAUCUGGUAGCAUUGUUGUUGAGAUGCCAAAUGUGCAACAGGAAAGGGAUCGAUAAGACCUGAAUGUGUCAGGUCUGGAGAGAUUGUUGAUUUGUAAGGUCUCAAUGAACUGAUAGUGUUUUAUUUGGGAGUGUUAUUAUUGAGGCAUUACUUGUUCAAGAGGAGAUGACCGGACUUGAAUUGAAAUUUGACAAUAUCUGAAUGUUGUCUAGUCUGGAAACAUUUUAGGACUGAGGCAUGUGCAACAUGAGAAAAAAAUAGACUUGAAUAAGGCAGGUCUAGAAGGACUGAUAAAAAAGGUCUCAAUAAACUUGAGUAUGAAGAAGCACUUGGUCAAUAGUGCAGAAUCUGAUGGACUUACCUCAAUUUAAUGUUUGUGCAGAGUGCAGAUUGAGCCCCAACUGGGCAAAGUAACUGUAUUCCUGCUCUGAUUUGACAAACGGACCCACUAGCUGUUUUUGGUCAUUUCUUUGUUUUAGAGAAAAGGGAUUUACGGAUUUAAAGAAAAAAGAUGACAAUACAGCAUCAAGCUGUAUCAAGAUGUUAGACACCUGCAGUGGAUGUACACAGGUGUUGGAAGUCUUUUAAACUAAUUAAAAGAUAAGCAUUAUAUUUUGUAAAAGAAUGUUUUAAAGACAUUGUGGCAAUGUUUGAAAAUGCUUAAAAACUCCUGUCAAACAGGAUAUGAAAGAAAAUUGUAAAACAAAUGUAUUUAAAGCAGCUGCUGAAAUUACCACCAAUUUGAUGGCGGCAGUAACUUUGAGAAAGUCUGGAGUUUCUUUACUUUCCGAAGCCUACAAGAGACUUGUGACUUACAGCACAGAAUGCAAAUGGUGCUUUUUUUUUUUAAGUAUUCAGAUGUAAGAUUCCAUUGUUUUGUGUAUGUGUGUUUACUCCACCCAUCUCUAAACAUAAGUAACUAAAAGUAUUUAAUAAGCUGUAUGUAGAAAUAUAAAAAUAAAUAAUCUUCAGACACCAGGAUUCUCAUCUGGGUUCAAAGGCCACAAGGUUUUUGCUUUACAAUUGAACUCCGACCAUCUGACUUAAUUUUUCCAAUGGAAAUUGGCCUUGGCAAAUAGGACACCCGAGAGUGAGCUUUUUGCUGUUGCAACACAAUGAGCAGAAUGUACGCAAGGGUUGUGGAGAAGAGAAAUUAAUACUUACUAUACCUUGACCCCCCCCCC